AGACUUCCUACUUCACUUUGUCAGACGCAAAGCCACAUCCAGUGGCCCUCAGACUGAUGUCCAGCAGCGUCACCUGCAACAUGGGGGGCAUCAGACCCUCCCGUAGACUGCUGCUUCUGGCUUUCCUUCUGACUGCCGGUGGUCUCAGCCCUGCCCAGGCCCAGAGUGAAUGCAAGUGUGCUACCAUGAGCCCUGGCGUGCUGGCUGGGAUUGUGCUGGGGGACCUGCUGCUGACGCUCCUCAUCGCCCUGGCGGUGUAUUCUCUGGGACGGCUGGUCCCUCAGAAACGCGGGGCUGCGGAGAUGAGCGGGAAACAGCGCAUGAACCAGACGGAGUCGACGUACCAGGAGCUCCAGGGUCCGAGGUCGGAUGUCUACAGUGAUCUCAACACACAGAGGCAGUAUUACAGAUGAGCCUAAACCACAGCAGCCGACAGCCUGACGCCUGGAUCCAGUCAUUCCUGAUACCCACCCAGCACCCAAUUCCUACCCCAGCAAGACACAGAUCUGCAGAAUAUCCUCCUAGCGAUAUCAGCCCUCUCCCCAUCACCAACCCCAAAUAAACACGGAGCACAAAAACACUGUUCUGUUAU
This is a messenger RNA of Trichechus manatus latirostris (Florida manatee), 592 nucleotides long. It is a transcript of the gene TYROBP, whose product is annotated as transmembrane immune signaling adaptor TYROBP. The record is from RefSeq and is a predicted model, not a curated record. Gene Ontology annotation, biological process: positive regulation of macrophage fusion; positive regulation of natural killer cell activation; microglial cell activation involved in immune response. NCBI's taxonomy places the organism in Eukaryota, Metazoa, Chordata, Mammalia, Sirenia, Trichechidae. The coding region runs from base 57 to 413 and encodes 118 amino acids. Gene Ontology annotation, cellular component: cell surface. Gene Ontology annotation, molecular function: signaling receptor binding. The transcript has 5 exons.